GUCCAGCUGGGGCUACCGGGUGGCCCAGAGCUUCGUCUUUGCUGUGGAGGAGAUCAACAGGAGCACCCACCUGCUGCCCAACCUGACACUCGGCUUCUCCAUUCGCAACUCCGGGGACUCUGUGCACGGGGCCCUGCACGAGACCAUGGCCUUCCUCACGGGGCAGGAGGACCCCGUCCCCAACUAUGCGUGCCACCUCGGUCCACCCCAGGCCGCCCUGGUGGGGGACACGCGCUCAGCCCUGUCUGUGGCCAUGGCCAGGCUCCUGGGGCUCUACAAGUUUCCCCAGCUCCUUCACGCCCUCAGGAAGGUGCGCUUCCAGACCCCUGAUGGGACCCACAUGGCGUUCGAUGCCAAUGGAGAUUUGGUGGCAAAAUUUGACGUUCUCCAAGGGCAGCAGAGCCCGGAGGGCCAGUUCCACUUUGUCCACAUUGGCACAAUGGACUCUCAUCACUCUUCAGGGGACAGAAUGAUGAUCCACUUGAAGGACAAUGUUCAGGUGCCCAGCUCUGUCUGCAGCACAAGCUGUGAACCAGGAUCCAGCCAGAUCCCCCAACAGGGAGCUCCCCACUGCUGCUUUGAGUGCCGGCCCUGCCCGGAGGGACAGUUUGCAGACCAGAGAGACAUGAAGAGCUGUCUUCAGUGCCCUGCAGAGCAGUACCCAAGCCAGGCCAGAGACCGCUGCCUUCCCAGGACAGAGACCUUCCUGGCCUUUGACGAGCCCCUGGGCCUUGCGAUGACCUUGAUGGCACUGACACUGGCCAGCCUGGCAUGCCUGAUCCUCGGGGUGUUCCUGAGGUUCCGGCACACACCCGUGGUCAGGGCCAACAACAGAGCCCUCAGCUACGUGCUCCUGGCCUCCCUGACCCUCUGCGCCCUGAGUCCCUUACUGUUCCUUGGCCGCCCCUCGCCCGCCACCUGCCUCCUGCGCCAGACCACCUUUGCCGUGGUGUUCACUGUGGCCGUGUCCUGUGUCCUUGCCAAGACCCUCACUGUGGUAAUGGCCUUCAGGGUCACGAGGCCAGGACAGAGGGUCCGCGUGUGCCUAGGACCCGGUGCCGCCGCCUCUGUGGUCCUGGUCUCCUCCCUGACACAGGUCAUUCUCUGUGGGGUGUGGCUGGCCACCUCCCCGCCCUUUCCCCACAGGGACGCAGCGUCGGAGCCUGGCCGCCUUGUGCUCCAGUGUCAGGAGGGCUCUGGUGUCGCCUUCUCCUGCGUGCUGGGCUACCUGGGCCUCCUGGCCACAGGAACCUUCUCUGCGGCCUUCCUGGUGCGGGGCCUGCCCGAUGCCUUCAAUGAGACCAGGUUCCUCACCUUCAGCAUGCUGCUGUUCUGCAGCGUCUGGACAGCCUUCCUGCCCCUGUACCACAGUGCACGGGGCAAGGCCACGGCAGCUGUGGAGGUCUUCUCCAUCCUGGCCUCCACUGCAGGACUGCUGGGUGGCAUCUUCCUCCCCAAGUGCUACCUCAUCCUGCUGACACCUGAGAGAAAUACCGCACCCAGUUUGAGACCCGGGCCCUGGGCUCAAAGCGGCUGUGGGAGUCUCCUGGGACCAGCACUCUCCCCGGGGCCGCAGCACAGCCCCAUCUGAGCCAGGCCUCCAGACAGCAGCCCGAUCCUGGCUCUAAAAUCUUGGUUUCUAUUCUGACUUGGAGAAUUUAGUAUCCAUCAAGUGAUACACAGAUAAAUGACCGUGAUCUAGGGGGCUGGGGAUU
Molecule: messenger RNA, 1715 nt
Organism: Chinchilla lanigera (long-tailed chinchilla)
Lineage: Eukaryota; Metazoa; Chordata; Mammalia; Rodentia; Chinchillidae
Product: vomeronasal type-2 receptor 116-like
Exons: 4
Coding region: 146-1591 (481 amino acids)
Biological process (GO): G protein-coupled receptor signaling pathway
Cellular component (GO): membrane
Molecular function (GO): G protein-coupled receptor activity
Source: RefSeq, a predicted model, not a curated record